Molecule: messenger RNA, 831 nt
Organism: Penicillium roqueforti
Lineage: Eukaryota; Fungi; Ascomycota; Eurotiomycetes; Eurotiales; Aspergillaceae
Exons: 3
Coding region: 1-831 (276 amino acids)
Source: RefSeq, a predicted model, not a curated record
AUGGAAGAGGUCGAGACAAUGGUCAAAUUUCAUUGCUCGAUUGUUCAACCCUUGAUGCGAUGCUUUAUCGAAGAGACUCCGAGUACAACAGAAGAGACAAAACUGAUGCGCGGGUUUUACCGAUUCCAACUCUGUUGCAACAUCUAUGGCCUCGAAUCGGCGGAAUCUAUCCCCUAUGUUAGCUGGAUUUCUAUCUCCCAGCGCAUUCUGGGAGACUUCUUGUGCAUCUUUGACCCUUGGGAGGCAGAAGAGAUAUCUUGCGUCAGUUAUUUCUGCGAAGAAAAGUGCGAGCAGAUCUUCGAUCAGACCAAACAGGGCCUGGAUGAAGAGAACUCCGGAAUCGAUCAACCUGACAUAUCCGAUAUUGCUAGCCCAUCCAAGUUGACCAGGAAUCGUGGCCUCGAGCUGCUGCACUUGGUAUACCCCAUCAAAGACCAGGACCACUUGGUAGUUACGAGGCAGUUGCCCCCACCCAUGCGCCCGAGCGGCGUUCUCAGUGAUCUCCACAGCGUCUUCGAACAACACUUACAAUGGCAUCGACACUGCGUUCACCCUGGGGAACGCGACCAUCGACAGGAGCGCCGUGAGCCGCUCAUUUUCCAAUGUGACAGGAAACCCGAUGGAAGUUGCGCGCUCCCACCGCUGGCCUGGACGAUAAUAUGGGGUGGAAGUUACAGUAAUCUCUUUGGGGAGUACAUCCCCGACGCUUCAUGUGAAUGGGCAUGGGUUAUGUGGGACGCAGAUCGACUUAAGCGAAUGAGUGCUUUGGGGGUGAUUAUACAGGAAUGGGAGAAGGAGCAUCAUGAUGACCCUAGGAAGGAUUACUUGUGA